This is a messenger RNA of Mesorhabditis belari, 249 nucleotides long. NCBI's taxonomy places the organism in Eukaryota, Metazoa, Nematoda, Chromadorea, Rhabditida, Rhabditidae. The record is from the annotation of a GenBank genome assembly.
AUGAAAGAUUUAGAUGAGGUGGGCUCAAUGGUCGGUGGUGGUGGAUCGGAGCUGCUCGGCAUCCUCCGUCCCUACUAUUCAAUGAUGGAAAUGUCAGCGAAUGGAAAUAAACAAGGUCUCGGCUCAUAUUUUCACGUGUUGCCUGAUGAGGAAGAGGGUGAUCGGCCAAUCUAUUCUCUUGGCGCUUCAUUUUAUGGUGGACUCGAGCCAGCUGGUGUUAAAGUCGGCCAUUUGAAUCGUCCCUUCGGA